CGUUCUGUUCUGUCGGUCCUUCCCUUCCGUCUUCUCGACAGAGGCGUUUUCAAACUCGUGUAGGAUACGAUAUGAUGGUAAUCGCGCUGCGCACACGUGCCGUUCAGGAGUGUGAGACCAGUAGAGUUAGAGGUCGUUUGACUAGCUUCCUAGGAGGAUCUAGGUGCUCUGUUCUAAGGACGCCUCGAUGGAGCUUUCAGGGACGACGGCACCCCAGACACUAGCAACGAACUGCCCGCUAUACACUAGUACUAACUUAGUCAUCGCCGGCGCGUGAGGCGGCUCUUACCCCCUGUGAUAUACGCGUUAGUAGCACCUCCGGUUGUUGUCCAGCUGAAAACAACGCUACUUUGAGCCUCGAGGUCGGCGCACCCCACCGUUUAACGAGCAGAACGUCGUUGAGUUUUGAAGCUCCUUCUACUAGGAGGACAUCCAGUCUUGAUUGGCCUCAUCUUUUCAAUGGACUUCUUUUCUCUAUUCAUUUAUUUAAUGAGAUUUUCGAAUCCAUAACUGCUACUAGAAGCCACGGCACUGCUGACUUGAUUAGCGUUUGAAGAUCGCCGAGGGGGUCCUAUUAAUCUCCAGGAGGCACGCAUAGGGUCAAAUAGGGUACCGUUAGUGACUGAUUUGACCGUUGAGAAAAAUCGCUAGUUGCCUUGCGGUCGCCGGCGGAUUCGGCUUGUGACGAAUUUAAUUGCAACUGCCGCCUCGAUCUGCUCCCUUCAGUCGUCACACACCUCGAUACAGUCACCUCAGAUCGUAACCCGAGCUCGAUACAGUCACCAGAUUGCUCCAAGCGUUGUAAGUCGCUUCCAUGGGGCAAGCAUGGCCUCACGGCAUACCUCCCGCGUUCCUUCCGCGCGUCACUCCCCUUCCGCGCGGCAUUCCCGUUCCGCGCACCCUGUCCCUUCCCCACCGACUGCGCCCUCCUUUCACUUCCUUUCGUGACGUAGUAGCUGCCCUCUUCCCCCUCCUCUUACUAACAUCGAUAGCCCUGCUUAGCGACUCCCCCUGCCACGUGGCACUCGCGGCGACUCUCGACGUGCUGACGCCGAAGGGCGGCUGUCUGACGUCACGCUGCGUCAGCUACACGCGGGGGCGGUGGCUGCUGGCGUCGGGUACCGCUUCGACGAUUAUGAGCGUCAAUGGGAACUUGAACUACGAGCGGUACAAGAUUUCAGACAGCAGCGCCGUGCUACUAAGGACCAACACCAUAAACGAAAACUCAUGCUGCCAAUUGUGCGCCCAAGCCGACAAGUGCAUAUACUUCCACUUCCAGCCACCACUCGUUUCUGGAAACGGCGUCUGUAGAUUACUAACCGACCUGUCAAAAUUCACUGUAGACAACACUAUAACCUCCACCGCACCGUCCUAUAUCGGGGGCAAAUGCAACCCUUUAGCGGAGGUGAAAAACGACCCGCACUUCGUGGGAGCCGAGGGGACGAGGUUCGAUUUCCAUGGGGAUUUGGACCGGUCGUUCUGUUUGCUGACUGACCGUGACUUGCACAUCAACAUGGGCAUCAAGGGGUAUGAAGACGCGAGAAUGGCGGUGGGGGGGAGGAGAGGAGGAGGGGGAGGGAAGAGAAGAUCAAGAUUGCCCAUACGAUCGUGGAUCAGAGAGCUUUAUCUGACGUGGCGUGAUUCCACUGGCCAGCAGCACUCGGUGUUCCUGAGAGCGCGGGACGGCAGGGAGCAGGCGAGAGGGGAGAGCGGGUUUAUCGAGAGGAUGGAGGUGGACGGCCGCCCUCUCAUCCCACCAACUCAGGUAGCCCAAGCCGUGCACCUGGAAGGCGGCUUUCAAAUGGUGCUAGUAGCAGCAGAGGCUCUAGGGGACGGCAGGGACAAAGACACAUACCGAGUGGUGGUGCAGGACCUAUUGUUCCUGCAGCUGUCGGUGCAUGCGGCACACCCGCUGCUGCAGACGGCGGACGAGGCUCACACUCACUUCAACGUUUAUGUCAAGUACCUAAACAACACAGAAGCAGUGCACGGUGUACUAGGACAGACUUUCCGAGGGGAAAUUACCCGGGCAAAACGGGCAGAGGAGUACGGGCUGCUGACUAGGCUGCUGAGAGCGCCGAUCCAAGCUGAUGGGGACACAGGGAGGGGCUAUCUGGAUGGUGACGUGGAGGAUUAUACCACGUCAUCAAUCAAUGCUGCUGACUGUACGUUUGCCACGGCAUGGAACGAGGCUUGGAGGGAGGCUGGGGAAGAGCCAGGGGAGGUUCGGAAGGAGAUUCAGUCUCAUGAAAGUGUUAAGGAGGAGGGUCAGCAAGAGGCUCGGGAGGAGAGUCAUGGAGAGCAGAGGGAGGAUGUGAGGCCGGAUAGUGAGGAACGGCAAAGAGUAGAGCACAGAAAGCAGGGAAUCGCAGGAAGGGUGGACAAAUCUGGCGAGAAGGGGGGGAAUGGGCAGGAUGACUUGACAGAGGGGGUUGGGGAGAGGAAAAAGGGCAUUUGGGAGGAUGCUGGGAGGGUGUGGGAGAGAAUAGGGGAGCGAGGGAAUUUUGCUGCAGAGAAUGGUGCUGCUGGUUUACCCCCCAGAGAACAAUUGGUUUUUGAAAUAUUUCAAUGAGGUACAUUGUAGAUUAGAGUGUUCCUAGAAGAUGUAGAACUAACAAGCAUUGAUAUGCGCUGUAUAUUGUACGUUGUAACGUUUGUAGCCUAGGGAGACUAUUACGAGGCCCCCAGGCUUGCACCAGGCUCGGUGUUUUGGUUCGUUUUUUGCUCGUG
This is a messenger RNA of Closterium sp. NIES-67, 2730 nucleotides long. The record is from the annotation of a GenBank genome assembly. Lineage: Eukaryota; Viridiplantae; Streptophyta; Zygnematophyceae; Desmidiales; Closteriaceae.